AGAAGUUUUUUCGAAGUUGAUUUUCGACAACAAGCUAGGAAGAACGUUUUCUUCUUCUAACACAGUCAAAUUCAACGACAUUAUUGAAGCAUUUGACGGAAAGCAGAGGAAGUUCCCUGAAUCCAGAACGCGGUCAAUCUCGACAGCAACAUCGUUCAGAGCGAUAUCGAGAACAUCAACAGGGAAUAUGUUUCAGUACACAAUAAUAUGUAUGUUCUUCCUGAGAACAUGUAGUCCAAUGGAGCCACUGAGUAUCACUGUAUCAUCAGGGGCAUUUUUCAAUGAAAUCAAGGAAGCGAUUACCUACGAUAAGAGCAUCCCUUUAAUAUACACUCAAAAGACAAUAACAGAAGAAUCCAACUUUUCAAAUGACUUAUUGGAAGUAGAAAAAUAUUGUAAAAACAAAAACACAACUUACUGUCAUACUCUAAAACAAUGUUCUUCAUUGUUAAACACUCUUAACUCUAACAUAGACAAAAAUAAAAAAAACAUGGAAAAACUAGAAGAAAUAAGUAACAAUAAAAUCAAAAACUAUAGAACAAGAAGGGGAAUACAAUUCAUUGGGGAUUUUUACAAUUUCUGUUGCAAUAUAGCUACAGAAAAACAAAUAAAACAUUUUUACACUAACGAAGAAAAAUUAAAGGAACAAGCCGAUAGACUUAGAGAUGUUUUCGUAUCAGAUCAUAAAGAUCUAAAUACUAUUACAACCCAACUUAACAACUACACAACAAUAACGGCGGGUAAAUUAGAGAUUCUAAAGAAAAGCUUGGAACAAUUUUACGAAGAAGAAAGGGAUAACGGUUUGUUAGAAAAUGCAAAAAUAGAUAAAGAGAUUAAAGGGAUACAAGAAAUCAUUUUUUAUGUAAUUACAAUGUUAAUAAAAUUCAUAAAUUAUGAAAGGGAAUCAAGUACACACUUACACUGCAAAAUAGGGAAAAUUCCUCCAAGACUCAUUAACGUAAACAUACUAUAUGACGAUUUACGAAAAUUAACAAAAAUAUUAAAAAAGGACGGAUAUGAAUUAGCCAUCUCAACAGACGACAUUUCUUCAUACUACAACAUCCCAAUAACAGAAUGUCAAUUUUCUAAAACAGAGAUUUUAGUAAAAGUAAAAAUACCGAUCCGAGAAAUAAAAACCAAUUGGAAACUUUUUCAAUAUAUCCCUGCCCAUUUUAAAUCAAAUAAUUCAACGUGUAUUAUAUAUUCCGAAAAAACAUACGUAGCGGUAAAUAAAAUAAAUAAUGAACAUAGGAUCAUUUCAGGAAUAGGUCUACAACACUGUGACCCUCCUGUUACAGAUUUAUGUUACAUUCCAAAAUUUUCUUCAGAUAUAUCACUAACGCCAAAAUGUGUCGAAUCAAUUUUCAAAAAUUCACCCCUAAACGAAAUUAACAAAUACUGUUACUUCCAAUGUGUAACACAAGACGAAAAUGACGAUACAAUAAUUAAACAAAUAGGCAUUCAUACUUUCGCAGUUACAAAUCCACAACCAACAUUAUUUAUUAGAAACGGGAUCGGGGAAAACACAGAAAUACAAGAACUAAAAAUUAAUUAUGAACACCCUGGACUAAUUAAAGUAAAGCUACCGUGUGACCACGAACUAUUACAAAAUAAAAAGGUAAUAAUCCCAAAAAUGUAUCCCUGCGAGUUAAUUAAUACAAACACACUAACAAUACAACGAGUGUUACCAAUAUCUUGGACCACUUUAAAAUCUUUAAAAAUUAUACACGAAGAACAAAAGGACAAAAUGUUUUUCACAAAUUUAACUGAAAUACUAAAUCAUGAUUGGAAAAAAAACGUCCCAAACUUUCAUAUAAACAAACAAAUAAAAGACCCCGAAGAAUAUUUCAAAGAAAUUGUUUUAGAAAAAAUGCCACAAAGACUAAUAAAUGACUUUUUGGGAGAUAUUAUGUAUAUUACAUGGCUAUCCAUAUUAACCAUAAUCAUACUAUUUACCAUCUAUAAAAUAUAUCCAAUAAUAAUAGCAGUACAAUUAAUGAUGACAGCACACCAAUUACCCCCCCCCCCCUAUUCCACUUAG
Messenger RNA from Aphis gossypii (cotton aphid), 2041 nucleotides. RefSeq lists its product as uncharacterized. The record is from RefSeq and is a predicted model, not a curated record. Bases 188 to 2041 code for a protein of 617 amino acids. NCBI's taxonomy places the organism in Eukaryota, Metazoa, Arthropoda, Insecta, Hemiptera, Aphididae. The transcript is spliced from 2 exons.